AUGGUAGCUAAUGAGAGCUUCAAAAUGUUCCACGUAUAUGAAAUUGAACACUACAACUUUUAAGGUCCACAAAAAUAUAAUGAAAAACAUCAACAUGAUGUUGUUGAGAAAAUCAUCAUAAAAAUUGAUGUUUCUUUCUAAACUCACAUAAUUGGUCACUUCUAGUUUACUAGUAUUUUCUUUUUUUGUGUGCCUAAUUUACCACAUUUUGCAACAACAUCAACAAAAUGUUGCUUCAUAUUAUUGUGUUGCUCUCUCUUUUUUCUUCUGCUUUUGCUACAAAUUUACCUCAAAAAACUUUCAUUCAAUGUCUUGUAAACAAUUCAGAACCUUCAAAUCCCAUAAUUGAUUCAAUUUUCACACAAAAUAGUCCUUCAUUUCCUUCAAUCUUACAAGCAUACAUAAGAAACCUUCGUUUCAACACAUCAAAAACACCAAAACCAUUUCUUAUAGUAACUCCAUUACAUGUUUCACAUAUUCAAGCAUCAAUCAUUUGUGGUCAAAAGCAUAAUUUUCAAAUGAAGAUUAGAAGUGGAGGACAUGACUAUGAAGGUGUCUCUUAUGUCUCAAAGGUACCAUUUUUUAUCUUAGACAUGUUCAAUCUUAGAUCAAUUGAUAUUGAUAUAGACACUGAAUCAGCAUGGGUUCAAACCGGCGCACAACUCGGUGAAGUUUACUACCGAAUAGCCGAGAAAAGUAAAAUUCAUGCUUUUCCGGCCGGUGUUUGUCCUACGGUCGGUGUUGGAGGACAUGUUAGUGGUGGCGGAUAUGGUAAUUUGAUGAGAAAAUAUGGUACUUCAAUUGAUAAUGUCAUCGACGCGCAAAUAAUCGAUGCUAAAGGUAAUUUACUAGAUAGAAAAUCAAUGGGAGAAGAUCUGUUUUGGGCUAUAAGAGGUGGCGGCGGCGCGAAUUUUGGUGUUUUUCUUUCUUACAAAAUAAAGUUAGUUAAAGUUCCCAAGAUAGUCACUGUUUUUGAAGUUAAAAGAACUUUGGAACAAAAUGCAAGUGACAUAGUUUACAAUUGGCAACAUGUAGCACCAACUACAAGUAAUGAUCUUUUCAUUAGGCUUAUAUUAGAAGUUAUAAAAGAUGCAAAAAAUGGUACAAAAACUAUAAGGGCUAGUUUCAUAGCUUUAUAUCUUGGUGAUUCAAAAUCACUUGUUUCAUUAAUGAAUGAAACUUUUCCUCAAUUGGGUUUAAAGGAAAAUGAUUGCAUUGAAACAUCAUGGCUUAAAUCAGUGUUUUUUUGGGACAACAUUAAACUUGAUACACCACUUGAGAUUUUGCUUGAAAGACAACCUCAAUUGCUUAGAUACUUAAAGAGAAAAUCAGAUUAUGUUAAGGAACCAAUUUCAAAGGUGGGUUUAGAAGGAAUUUGGAAAAAGAUGAUUGAUUUGGAAAAUGGUGUAAUGUUUUUUAAUCCUUAUGGUGGCAAAAUGGAUGAAAUUUUACCAAGUUCAACUCCUUUACCUCAUAGAAUUGGAAAUUUAUGGAAGAUUCAAUAUCAAGCAAAUUGGAAUGAAGAAGGUGAAGAGGUAACAUCUUAUCAUAUAAAUGUUACUAGAGAACUUUACAAGUAUAUGACACCCUUUGUGUCAAAAAAUCCAAGACAAGCUUAUCUUAAUUAUAAGGAUCUUGAUUUAGGUGUUAAUAAUCAUGGUUUUUUUAGUGGUUAUUCUCAAGGUAGUGUUUAUGGUGUUCAAUAUUUUAAUGAUAACUUUGAUAGGUUGGUUCAAAUUAAGACUAAGGUUGAUCCUAAUAAUUUCUUUAGGAAUGAACAAAGUAUUCCUUUGUUUGGUCUUGUUGAUAAAGUUAGAAUGGUGUUUGAGAAAUCUUUGAUUUCUAUUAUUUUUUGUUUGGUAGUUAAUUGGAUUUGGAAAUUGUCUCAAGGUCGUGGUGGAAAAAAAAAGUAAAUUCAUUAGA
This is a messenger RNA of Trifolium pratense (red clover), 1923 nucleotides long. Its product is annotated as berberine bridge enzyme-like 8. The record is from RefSeq and is a predicted model, not a curated record. NCBI's taxonomy places the organism in Eukaryota, Viridiplantae, Streptophyta, Magnoliopsida, Fabales, Fabaceae. Bases 228 to 1913 code for a protein of 561 amino acids. The transcript has a single exon. Gene Ontology annotation, molecular function: oxidoreductase activity; FAD binding.